Messenger RNA from Hibiscus syriacus, 1900 nucleotides. Its product is annotated as adenine/guanine permease AZG1-like. Bases 54 to 1784 code for a protein of 576 amino acids. NCBI's taxonomy places the organism in Eukaryota, Viridiplantae, Streptophyta, Magnoliopsida, Malvales, Malvaceae. Gene Ontology annotation, biological process: transmembrane transport. Gene Ontology annotation, cellular component: plasma membrane. Gene Ontology annotation, molecular function: purine nucleobase transmembrane transporter activity. The record is from RefSeq and is a predicted model, not a curated record. The transcript has a single exon.
ACCUAUUAACGAAGUUCAUUUCUUUUUUCUGUUCUUUUUUCUUUCGUUUUGCCAUGGUUAUGGAACCUCACCCACCACCCAAAACCUUCCUAACUCGGCUUAACUCAGCCGUGGCCAAUAGCCGGGUCGGGAAACACUUCCAGUUAGCGGAACGGAACUCGACUUUCACCACCGAGUUACGCGCCGGCACCGCCACUUUCCUCACCAUGGCUUACAUCUUGGCCGUCAACGCUUCCAUCCUCGCCGACUCAGGCGGUCCUUGCGGAGUCUCCGACUGCGUUCCUCUAUGUUCCGACCCUUCCCUUCCGUUAUCCAACUGCACCGGGUCGAGUGUCGGAGUUGUCCAGCCCGAUUCGUCAUGCAAAUUCGACCCGGUCAACCCGGGUUACGCUUCGUGUUUGGAGAAAGUACGUAAAGAUCUCAUAGUCGCCACUGUUGCUUCUUCUCUCAUUGGCUGUUUGAUUAUGGGUACUUUCGCGAAUUUGCCCCUGGCUUUGGCUCCUGGUAUGGGGACAAAUGCGUACUUUGCCUACACCGUUGUCGGGUUUCACGGGUCGGGUAAUGUCUCUUAUAAAAAUGCUUUAGCUGCGGUUUUCCUAGAAGGCUUAAUCUUUUUGUUCAUUUCAGCAAUUGGAUUCCGGGCCAAAUUAGCUAAAUUGAUACCUAAACCGGUUCGCAUCAGUUCGUCCGUGGGUAUCGGGCUUUUCCUCGCCUUUAUCGGAUUACAAAAUAACCAAGGAAUCGGGUUAAUCGGGUAUAAUCCGUCGACCCUAGUGACGCUCGGCGGGUGCCCGAGUUCGUCUCGAGUUGCCGUUGCACCGGUUUUAGCGGCAGCUAACAGAAGCAUCACUGUAAUACCAGGAGGUAUCAUCUCUAGUGACAUUUUAUGUUUACGUGGCAGAAUGGAAAAUCCCACAUUAUGGCUUGGAAUCGUCGGUUUUGUGAUUAUAGCUUAUUGUUUGGUGAAAAAUAUCAAGGGUGCCAUGAUUUAUGGUAUAGUAUUUGUGACGGCCAUUUCGUGGUUUCGCGACACUAAAGUGACGGCUUUUCCGAACACCAUCGCCGGUAACUCAGCACACAAUUAUUUCACUAAAGUUGUCGACAUUCAUCUAAUUCAAAGUACAGCGGGGGCAUUGAGUUUUAGUAGUAUGGGAAAAGGUUCCUUUUGGGAGGCCUUGGUCACGUUCUUGUACGUUGACAUAUUGGACACAACCGGUACACUAUAUUCCAUGGCCCGAUUCGCGGGUUUCACCGAUCCAAACGGCAAUUUUGAGGGCCAAUACUUCGCUUUCAUGUCGGACGCUACGUCGAUUGUCGUGGGAUCAUUGCUAGGGACAUCACCGGUAACAACAUUCAUCGAAUCAUCGACGGGGAUACGAGAAGGUGGGCGAACGGGGUUAACGGCUCUAACGGUGGCCGGGUAUUUCUUCUUGGCAUUCUUCUUCACGCCGCUACUAGCGUCGAUACCGGCGUGGGCAGUGGGGCCGCCGUUGAUCUUGGUGGGGGUGUUAAUGAUGAGGGCGGUGGUGGAGAUCGAGUGGGACGAUAUGAAGCAGGCGAUCCCGGGUUUCGUGACGAUGAUUUUGAUGCCGUUGACAUAUUCAAUAGCGUACGGGUUGAUUGGCGGGAUCGGAACAUACAUGGUGUUGCACGUUGGGGAUUGGGCGACGGAACAAUUAGUGACGGUUGGCGUCGUGAAAAGGAGAGGGAAUGCGGUCAACGGCGCACAUGAGCAAGCAAUAGCCGACGAAAGUGGAAAAGCAGUUGAACUUGAUCAUGUUUAGGUCUGAUUUGAAGGAAUUUCAGAGUUGGGUUUUGUCUCUUUAGGACAAUAUCGUUGUAGUUUUCAGAUUUGUAGGAAAAACCUAAAAAGAAACAAGAAAUGGAUUCACAUUUCACA